AUGACAGAUCAAGAUAUUAUCAAUCUUCGUUCAGCCGAUCCGUUCGCCGAUGUAACAAGGAAAAGUGCAUUGGAUAGUGGAGUUAGUGCUGCUGCUGGUCAACGUAGCUCCAAUGUAAUACAUAUACGUAUUCAGCAACGUAAUGGAAAGAAAACAUUAACUACUGUUCAGGGUAUUGGUGAAGAGUUUGAUAAAAAACGUCUUCUAAGCGCAUUCAAAAAGAAAUUUGCGUGUAACGGUACUGUUGUUGAACAUCAAGAAUAUGGCGAAGUAAUUCAACUUCAAGGUGAUCAACGUAUGCACGUUAGUCAAUUUCUCCAGGACAUCGGACUUUGUCAAGCUGACCAAAUCAAAGUUCACGGCUUCUAA
Molecule: messenger RNA, 369 nt
Organism: Rotaria socialis
Lineage: Eukaryota; Metazoa; Rotifera; Eurotatoria; Philodinida; Philodinidae
Source: the annotation of a GenBank genome assembly